Molecule: messenger RNA, 693 nt
Organism: Eruca vesicaria subsp. sativa (arugula)
Lineage: Eukaryota; Viridiplantae; Streptophyta; Magnoliopsida; Brassicales; Brassicaceae
Source: the annotation of a GenBank genome assembly
AUGUCGUCCUCUCCGGAAAAUAAGAAGAAGAAGAAGAAGCUGGAGCAACAGAACCCAACUCCAACACUUCCCGAUGAAAUACUCACAAGCUGCAUCGCAAAACUCUCAAGCUUAUACUACCCGACUCUCUCCCUCGUCUCCAAGAGCUUUCGAUCUCUUCUCGCCUCACCGGAGCUAUACAAAGCCCGAUCACUCUCCGGACACACCGAGAGCUGUCUCUACCUUUGCCUAGAGUCAUCUUCAGACUCUGGAUGGUUCACCCCCUGCCGAAAACCUGAUAAAAACAAAGAUGACGUCAGCAAGAACAAGAACAAGAAGAGUUAUGUUUUGUCCAAAGUCAAAACUCUCAGUUCUCCUCCCGCCGUGUUUUCGGGUCUUGUCUCCGUGGGUUCAGACAUCUACAACAUCGGAUCCUCCUCUGACGUCUCGGUUCUGGACUGUCGGUCUCACACGUGGCGCGAAGCUCCGAGCGUGCCUGUGGAGCUCAUGACGCUCUCUGCUUGCGUCGUUGGUGAGAAGGUAUACGUGUCAGGGGUCCAUGGCGAGUCGUUGAGGAACUCAUGCGCGGUGUUGGACACGAGAACGCAAACGUGGGAACAUGUCUCUUGCGGCCUGACGAGACGCGGCGGUUUGAAAAUGAGAAAUCGACGGGAAGCCACACGUGGCGAAUGCGGAAGGUGUGGUUUGUUAUGA